CUCCACUUCGCCGUAGUAAAUUACGGCAUUGAUCUUAACGGCGAGUGCGGAUCUGUCUCUUGUGUUCGCCCUUUCUUCGACGGACCGACUUGGAGAAACCCUCGACAGAGAAGUAACUCCUCUCAUCCUGCAUGCGUCUGUGAGGACCCCUGGUCAUGUCCGUUUAGCUCCCCUGCGUGAUGCCUGAUCAUGACAGCACCACCCUCCUAACCAGACAGACCAAGCGCCGACGUGUCGACAUUGGGGUGAAAAGGACUGUGGGUAGCGCGAUAUUCACCCGCGCCAGGGAGACCCUGCUCGACAGCAUGAACCAAUCGCACAGCAUCGAUCAGGACGGAGACUGCUCGCUUGUCAGUCACGGCCAUGGGGGUACCAACGGUGACGGAGAGAAGUCAAAUGUUUUGAGGAAGUUGCUGAAGAGGGCCAACUCGUACGAAGACGCCAUAAUGCCUUUCCCUGGCGCGACCAUCAUCUCUCAGCUACUGAAGAAUAACAUGGGAAAGAAUGGAGGGAGUGACUCCGGCUUUCAGGGGAGUGGAGCUCUGUCCAGUGGAGGCUCAGAGAUCCAGGCAGAGGAUGUCUGCAGCAACUCCUCCCGUGACCAGGAUAGCCCCUCUGACUGCCUCUCUCCUGGGCCUCCUCUUCCCCCUCCGCCAUCCUCCUCCUCCUCCUUCGGGCGGCCACCACCUCCUUCGAGCCAAAAGGCUGUCGGAGUGAAGGCCCUUCGUGCAAGCGUGACGAGUGAAAAAUCAUCCCGGUAUGAGUUCACUCAACCCACUGGUCGGCCAAACGCUGCGACCCACAACGCAAGAAAGCGCAGCAACAACAGCAACAGCAGCAAUGACCACCGAGGAGACAGCAACAGUCACAACAUCAGCAGCCACGACCACAGGCGAAGUGACGGCCCUUCUUCCCUCCUGAGCUCUCCAGGUUCGCGGGUCGGUGUGGUCAGCGUUGGUGAGGUUUACAGGGAGAAUAAGAGAAAGCAGCGCCUGCCACAGCAGCAGCACAGCUUCACCCAGCUGGUGUGUUCAAGGCAGGAGCAGAGACAAGAAGAGAGACGGCAGCUCAAACUGCAACUGGAGGACAUGCAGAAACAGCUGCGUCAACUUCAGGAGAAGUUCUACCAGAUCUAUGACUCAGAGACAGAGGAAGAGGAAGAGAAUGGCGAGAGCGGAGAGGCCGACCGAGGUAGAGAAAGAGAGGAGGACGGCAACUUGUCAGAGGACAGUAUCCGAUCUGACGGCCUAGAGGAGAGGCACAGAGACAGAGGGCGACACAGCCAUGACGAUCUGUCUGAGCUAGACCCAGGUCUGUUCCUGGACCGGGCCCGAGCCCUCCUCAGAGAACAGGCCCUGAUAGAUGGAGAAAUGGAGGAGGAUGUGGACGGCAGGGAGGAGGAGGAAAGGAAUGGAGAAAGGGUGUUGAAGAGGAGAGGAGGAGCGGCAGGAGGAGGGGGAGGAGGAGGAAGGCAGUUAGCAGAGACCCUGAAGCAGGAGCUGAACUGUGCCGUGUCGCAAGUUGUCGACACCGUCGUCAAGGGCUUCUCCUCGCCCAAGCAGGCCGUCAGUCAUCAUCAUGGCUGCCACAGCAGCACGCCAGCUGCACCCUCCUCUUCCUCCAACUCAUCCUCUUCCUGUCCUCCACCUUUCGGUCCCCUCCCCUCCCUCACCCCAGACUCACGCUUUGGUGGUGGCGCCCUGGCCCUUAGUAUGAAUGGCGACGGCAGUCCCACUCCUAACUACCACUCCUCCAACCAGAGGCUGCACUGCUUCGGCGAUGUAAUCGUCCCAAGUCCGCUGGAUUCCUUCGGUGGUUUGAGCGGCAGACUGAGUGGUGUGCCAACACCCAACGACCAAACAGAGGCACUGCCGUUGGUGGUGCGCAAGAGUGGCGGAGGAGGUGGAGGAGAAAACACCAACCUCUCUUCUGCUCUUCCUCCUCCUCCUCACCAUCCCUCCCUACACCCUUCUCCCCUCACAGCCUCGCUCGGGUUUAGCCCUCCAUCAUUUCGCCACCCAUUCCCUCUUCCCCUUAUGGGGUAUCCCUUUCAAAACCCACUGGGGUCACACGGUGGUGGAGCUGGCUACCCUCCAGGGCCCAAAGACCACCAUCGGUCCUCCCCCGAUUCCAUGGACAUGACCCGGGAAACUGUCAGCCUCAGAACCAAAAUGGCAUCACUUGGAGGGGGCCACCUCAGUCACCACCACCAUCACCACCACCACAGGCAAAGCUCACCAAGCCAACAUGGGCCAGAGGGUCUGUCCCUGUCCCUCAUCAAAUCAGAGUGUGGGGACCUGCAAGACAUGUCCGACAUAUCGCCCUACUCAGGCAGCACCAUUCAGGAGGGCUUGUCUCCCAACCACCUGAAGAAGGCCAAGCUGAUGUUCUUCUACACCCGCUACCCUUCCUCCAACAUGCUCAAAAUGUUCUUCUCUGACGUCAAG
Morone saxatilis (striped sea-bass) is the source of this 2447-nucleotide messenger RNA. Its product is annotated as prospero homeobox protein 1-like. Gene Ontology annotation, molecular function: DNA-binding transcription factor activity, RNA polymerase II-specific; RNA polymerase II cis-regulatory region sequence-specific DNA binding. NCBI's taxonomy places the organism in Eukaryota, Metazoa, Chordata, Actinopteri, Moronidae. Gene Ontology annotation, cellular component: nucleus. The record is from RefSeq and is a predicted model, not a curated record. Gene Ontology annotation, biological process: regulation of transcription by RNA polymerase II.